Anopheles coluzzii is the source of this 1755-nucleotide messenger RNA. RefSeq lists its product as uncharacterized. The coding region runs from base 1 to 1755 and encodes 584 amino acids. The record is from RefSeq and is a predicted model, not a curated record. NCBI's taxonomy places the organism in Eukaryota, Metazoa, Arthropoda, Insecta, Diptera, Culicidae. The transcript has 2 exons.
AUGGUCGGGCCGACCAUUCAACAAGAUGCCACUUCUAUUUUGCUGCGGUUCCGGACUCAACCAAUCGCGCUUACCGCUUACGUCACAAAAAUGUACCGGCAGGUUUGGAUUCAUCCAAAGGACCAGUCACUGCAACGCAUCAUUUGGCGGAGUUCACCGAACGAUCCGAUUCAGGAGUACGAACUCAACACAGUAACAUAUGGGACAGCAUCCGCUCCAUUCCUGGCAGUGCGCUCGUUGCAACAAAUCGUAGCGGACCACGGAGGAGAGUUUCCAGCCGCCGCAGAACGGUCCUGUGACUUCUACGUAGAUGACUUCGUUUCCGGCGGGCAAUCAUCUGAAGCGGCGCAGAUGCUGCAGCGGCAAACUGAGCAACUUUACGCAAGUGCAGGAUUCGAACUGCGGAAGUGGGCUUCCAGCGACCCAUCAGUACUCCAGAAUGUCAACCAGGAGAAGAUAGCACCCAGCCCUUAUGCUACCAGUGGAUCGAAGGGACUUCUCGCCACCCUCGGUUUGAUUUGGGACCCAGCAUCUGACACGUUGCAAUUCAAAAUCAACACCCCAUACGUGAUUGGGGCAAUCACCAAGAGAAAGGUGCUAUCGUGCAUCGCCAGGAUCUAUGAUCCUUUGGGCAUCGUCGAUCCCGUAAAAGCCAUGGCCAAGCAGUUCUGGACCCUGCAAACAGAGCAGCAACAGCCCUGGGGAUGGGAUGACGAGUUGCCACAUCAUCUACAAGGAGAAUGGAUCAACUUCCACAACCAGUUGAUACAUUUACAAAAACUACACAUUCCUCGUGUAGCCAUCAGGCCAGAUUCGACAUCAAGCCAGUUCCAUUUUUUCUGCGAUGCAUCGGAAAAGGGAUAUGGCGCAUGCUGCUACAACAGAAGCCGAGAUGACAACGGGAACAUCACGAUGCAACUGUACGCGUCGAAAACUAAGGUGACACCGAUAAAUAGCAAACAUUCCAUUGCUCGACUGGAAUUGUGCGCUGCACAAUUGGCCAGCUUGCUAUAUGAUCGGGUCAGAUUAGCGGUCAAGCUCUCGUCUAAUGCAACCUUCUGGACGGAUUCAAUGACCGUAGUUCAUUGGUUACGAGCAUCGCCAAAUUGCUGGAAACCAUUCGUCGCCAAUCGCGUCUCCCAAGUGCAACACCUGACCCAAGGAAGUGUUUGGCGACACAUCCCCGGAGUCGACAAUCCAGCGAACUUAGCAUUGCGUGGUUGCUUGAGCAAGGACCUUCUAGACAACCCGCUAUGGUGGCAGGGUCCUUCCUGGAUUCAUCUACCCGAGGACCAGUGGCCUGAAUCACCAGUAUCAUCAUCGUGUGAAGCAGCAGUAGCAGAGCAGCGAGUCACCACACUUCGAAGGAUUGUGGCAUAUUGGGUGCAAUACUUCAACAGGCGCUUCAAGCGUCGACAGUACGCGGGUAUUGGACUUACAACCCCAGAUCUACGGGAGGCUGAGGAAGUAUUGUGUCGGCUGGCACAGCAGGACCAAUUUGAGCAGGAAAUGAAGGCUCUUCAACAUAACAAGCCGAUACCUUCAUCAUCGAAGCUGAAAUGGCUGCAACCGCAGCUAGGAGUAAACGGCAUCAUUCGCGUUGGAGGACGUCUGUCCAAUGCACCUCUACUAGAAGACACCAAGCAUCCAAUCUUGGUUCCCAACAACCAUCCAUUGGCUGAGUUACUAAUGGACCACUUUCACAAAACUCGACUCCAUGCGGGGCCACAACUGAUGCUGAGCAGCAGUCGCUGA